Messenger RNA from Camarhynchus parvulus, 901 nucleotides. It is a transcript of the gene NDUFS8, whose product is annotated as NADH:ubiquinone oxidoreductase core subunit S8. Gene Ontology annotation, molecular function: NADH dehydrogenase activity; 4 iron, 4 sulfur cluster binding. Gene Ontology annotation, cellular component: membrane. Gene Ontology annotation, biological process: mitochondrial respiratory chain complex I assembly; mitochondrial electron transport, NADH to ubiquinone. Lineage: Eukaryota; Metazoa; Chordata; Aves; Passeriformes; Thraupidae. The record is from RefSeq and is a predicted model, not a curated record.
AUGCACACGCGCUUCCGCUUCCGCCCGCCCUUCGGACACGCCCCUCCUCCCACCAAACCAAUCGCCGCGCAGCACUGCCCGCGUCCGCCGUCGCUCGCCCCGCCCACAACGCGCAGCCGCACGCGCACGCGCAGUGCCCACGGGGGCGACCAGGGGUCAGGACGGCGGAGGGCCCUUGGGGCAGGACUGGCCAUGGCAGCGCUGCGACUGCUGUACCAGGCUGCCCGUGCAGGCCCCCUGGCCCCGCUGGGCUCCCUGCUGCCGCUCAGCACCAGCACCCCCAGGGACUGUUACAAGCAAUACGUCAACAUCCGGGAGCCGGCCAUGGACAUGCGAUCCAUCACCGACCGCGCCGCCCAGACCCUGCUCUGGACUGAGCUCGUCCGAGGCCUGGCCAUGACCCUGAGCUACCUUUUCCGUGAGCCGGCCACCAUCAAUUACCCGUUUGAGAAGGGCCCGCUGAGCCCGCGGUUCCGCGGGGAGCACGCGCUGCGCCGGUACCCGUCCGGGGAGGAGCGCUGCAUCGCCUGCAAGCUCUGUGAGGCCGUGUGCCCGGCACAGGCCAUCACCAUCGAGGCCGAGCCCCGCGCCGAUGGCAGCCGCCGCACCACGCGCUACGACAUUGACAUGACCAAGUGCAUCUACUGUGGGUUCUGCCAGGAGGCCUGUCCUGUGGAUGCCAUCGUGGAGGGCCCCAACUUCGAGUUCUCGACGGAGACGCAUGAGGAGCUGCUCUACAACAAGGAGAAGCUGCUCAACAAUGGCGACAAGUGGGAAGCUGAGAUCGCAGCCAACAUCCAGGCUGAUUACCUGUACCGGUGACGGCCCCACCCACCCCCCAAAUAAAGCUUUUGGGGUUUUCCCCUCUGCUGGCACUGUGGGUGCCAGCCCCUUCCCAUAA